CUUUGGUCUCUCUCUUUUUCCCUCUCUUCCCCUAUACAAUAAAUCUAUUGUCGCUAUCACUGUCACUGAAGCUUCACUCACCAUGGCGCCUCACAACAUCAAAUGGGGGAUUAUGGCCACCGGCUGGAUCGCAGACACCUUCGUUCGCGAUCUCCUCCGCGACCCCGCCAUCCGCGGAGUAUCAGACGUCACCCACACCAUAACAGCAGUAGCAUCCUCGACAUCCUCAUCGCGCGCCGAAAAGUUCAUCUCCGACACGGGCAUCCCAGCCCCAUGCGCCGCCCACGGCACCUACAAGGAGCUAGUCUCCGACCCCAACGUCGAGGUCAUCUACGUCGCGACCCCGCACUCGCACCACUUCCAAAAUGUGAUGCUGGCCCUCGAAGCCGGGAAGCACGUCCUCUGCGAAAAGGCCUUCACCGUCAAUGCCGCGCAGACGAAGAUCCUGUGCGACGUCGCCCGCCAGAAGAACCUCUUCCUCAUGGAGGCUGUGUGGACCCGCUACUUCCCGCUCAGCGUGCAGGUGCGGAACUUGAUCCGCGACGGUGCCAUCGGCGAGGUGUUCCGUGUUAUGGCGGAUACGAGUUUCGGGGAUGAUGUUGAGGAGGCGUGGGGGACGGAGCAUCGGAUGGUGAAUAUGGAUUUGGCGGGCGGGGCGUUGUUGGAUUUGGGCAUCUACUCCCUCACCUGGGUCUUCCAAACCCUCUAUCACACCCUCCCGCGCGAAACCCGCAAAGCACCCUCCAAGAUCUCCGCCCACAUGACGCCCUACCACCUCACCGGCGCCGACGAAGCGACCACCAUCCUACUGACCUUCCCAACCAGCACGCCCUCCAACGGCACCCACCCCGGCGAAUCGCAAGCGAUCGCCAUGACGCACCUGCGGGUGUCGACCGACCCGGACGAGCGCAACACCGCGCGCCCGGCGAUCCGCAUCCAGGGCACAAAGGGCGAGAUCCAGGUGGAUGGGCCUGCAUUCCGGCCCGAGCGGUACCGGGUGAUUCCUAAGGGGAAGGAUGGAGAGGUGAGGGAGGUGGAGGUCCGGGUCCCUGGAGAUGGGAAGGGGAUGUUUUGGGAGGCGGAUGAGGCGGCGCGGUGUUUGAGGGAUGGGAGGCUUGAGAGUGAGGGGUUGCCUUGGGAGGAGAGUAUUGCGAUUAUGGAGGUUAUGGAUGAGGUUCGUCGGCAGGGGGGGAUGACCUAUCCUGAGAAGAUCGAGUCGACGGUUUAUCCGACGGUGUUGUAGAUGUAUAUAUUAUGCAUACCAAGAC
Aspergillus candidus is the source of this 1268-nucleotide messenger RNA. RefSeq names its product Gfo/Idh/MocA family protein. NCBI's taxonomy places the organism in Eukaryota, Fungi, Ascomycota, Eurotiomycetes, Eurotiales, Aspergillaceae. The record is from RefSeq and is a predicted model, not a curated record. The transcript is spliced from 4 exons. Gene Ontology annotation, molecular function: nucleotide binding. The coding region runs from base 83 to 1243 and encodes 386 amino acids.